Messenger RNA from Rattus norvegicus (Norway rat), 6994 nucleotides. The record is from RefSeq and is a predicted model, not a curated record. Lineage: Eukaryota; Metazoa; Chordata; Mammalia; Rodentia; Muridae.
AGAUCUCAGUAAAUUCACCUCUAGUUAGCUGUAAAUGGUUUCCAGUGCCUCAUUAAGAACUGAGUUUCUGGCCAGCCAUGAUGGCACAGGCCUUUAAUCCCAGCAUUUAGAAGGCAGAGGCAGUUGGAUCUGUGUGAGUUUGAGGCCAGCCUAGUCUACAUAUUGAGUUUCAGGACAGCCAGAGUUAGAUAGUGAGACUCUGUCUCUCAUAAAGAAAAAAAUGAGGGGGGAAAAAAAGGAGCUCCCAGGCUAGCAGGGGGUGCACAGCUAGCAAGAACAAUGGUGUUGCCAAGUUCUGUGACCAUUGUUGGAUCGCCAGAACCCUCAUGGUGGAAGGAGAGCACAGAUUCCCCACAGCAAGCUCUCUGUGCAUGCCUCCCCCACUCACCCCAUCCCACUUGGGAACAAACAAUCAAAUAAAUAAAUGCUAAAACUGUAAAGGACUAAGCUCCAGGUCAGACUUUUCUAUUGUAAGCCCAGGCUUCUGUCUGUACACUAGAAGAGCGAGGGGUCUUUGUCUCCUUGGCAGGACUGAGUGCCUCACUCUUGAAACUGGCCCCCAAGAGAGAGUUCCUAGGCCAAGGAUAUAGCUGGCCUCAGGUCAUGGUGGGGCACUGAGCACUAUUGUCACUCCUGCGAGCCAGUUGGGGAAGCAGUGGUCCCCUCCCCUCUGGUUUCCCUUCCAUCUCGCAGGCUUAUAUUAUAGACUAGUACCUCUAGUCUAAAAGCAACAGGGAGAAGUGAAACCAAUUAGGAUAGAAAUGAAAUCAAUUAGGAUAGAAUUUUUGUUCCCUUCCUCCUAUUUUUUAUCAUCAGUUCAAAAUCAACAAAAUUAAAGAUAGAAAGUGACAAAAUAUUUACUUACUGGUUUAUGUUUUUCUAAAAUGAGAAAACUGAGACGCAAACACCUGUGGUUGACUGUGGUAUGGUGGGUGUGUGCCACUGUAACUGGACUAGAAGGGUUUCCUCUUGGACUGAAGGCACCUUCCCUCUUGAGGGUGUGUGUGGAUGACUUCCCUUACACAAGGGAAAGGCAGAAACUGCCCCUGCCCCUUGCUUUUUAACAAUUUAGUUGCAUGAUUUCUGUUCUUCCCAGUCUUCAGUCCAGGCCCUCCUAUGUCUCCUCCCUCCAACUCCAUUUAUAUCUUUCCUUCUUCCAUCUCCAGUGCAUGGCCACUUUUUCUUUGAUAUUUUAUACACACACAUAUGCAUGUAUAAUACACACACACCAUAUAUACAUGUGCAGUACACAUGUACAUAUGCAUGUGUAAUACAGAAGCCACCUGCUGCAUCCAUGAAGUGUUGCCUCAUGUCUACAGUUGAAGGAUGACCACUUAAAAUUACGUAGCUAAUUUGAAGGCUCAUCGCUGGGGAAGACUGUUUCUCCCACUCGCAGCAAUCGUUAGCUGCCUGUAGUUCUGUGUCUAGGGUGGGGACCAGGGAGGUUUCCUCUUCUGUGUCGUGUGCCUGUGGAUGUUGUCAUUGUUCUGGUCUCAUUGUUCUCUUGGGUGUAGCUUCCCUGUCAUUUCUAGAGGACACAGCCUCACAGCAGACUUCCUGAUCCCCUGGCUCUUAAGUCAUUUGUUCCUCCUUUUGAGAUGUUCCCUGAACCUUAGGUGCAGGAGUUGUGUUGUAGAUGGAUGGGGGGCUGGAGGGCCCCAUGAUCAGCCGUUCUCAGCCUUUUGACCAGUUGUGGUUUUCUUUUCUUUUUUUUUUUUUUUUGGUUCUUUUUUCCGGAGCUGGGGACCGAACCCAGGGCCUUGAGCUUCCUAGGCAAGCGCUCUACCACUGAGUUAAAUCCAGUUGUGGUUUUCUAAAGUGGUUUCUGGUACAAAGAGCAGCUUUGUUGAUGAGAGCAAGAACUACUCUUCCUGCUGGGAGAAGGUUACAAAUUAUAAUACUGUGGUAGAAGCAAAUUCAGAUUCGGAUGAUGAAGACAAACUCCAUAUUGUGGAAGAAGAAAGUGUCACAGAUGCAGCUGACUGUGAAGGUGGUGUGCCAGAUGAUGAGCUGCCAACAGACCAGACAGUGUUACCAGGAGGCAGUGACAGGGCGGGCAGUGCCAAGAACUGCUGGCAAGACGACGUAAAAGAUGACGAAUGCGACUCAGAUGCAGAAAACGAGCAAAACCAUGAUCCCAACGUGGAAGAGUUCCUGCAGCAACAGGACACCGCGGUCAUCUACCCUGAGGCACCCGAGGAGGACCAGCGGCAGGGCACGCCAGAAGCCAGCGGUCAUGAUGACAAUGGAACACCAGAUGCAUUUUCCCAGUUGCUCACCUGCCCGUAUUGUGAUAGAGGCUACAAGCGCUUUACCUCUUUGAAAGAACACAUUAAGUACCGCCAUGAGAAGAAUGAAGACAACUUCAGCUGCUCCCUGUGCAGUUACACCUUUGCAUACAGAACCCAGCUUGAACGUCAUAUGACAUCACAUAAGUCAGGAAGAGAGCAAAGACAUGUGACACAGUCUGGAGGUAACCGUAAGUUCAAGUGCACCGAGUGUGGGAAAGCGUUCAAGUACAAACACCAUCUGAAGGAGCACUUACGGAUCCACAGUGGAGAGAAGCCAUAUGAAUGCCCAAACUGCAAGAAACGUUUUUCCCAUUCUGGCUCUUAUAGCUCACACAUAAGCAGUAAGAAGUGUAUUAGCUUGAUGCCUGUGAAUGGUAGGCCCAGAUCAGGACUCAAGACAUCUCAGUGUUCCUCGCCAUCUCUUUCAACAUCACCAGGCAGUCCCACACGCCCACAGAUACGGCAGAAGAUAGAGAAUAAACCCCUUCAAGAACCGCUUUCUGUAAACCAAAUCAAAACUGAACCUGUGGAUUAUGAGUUCAAACCCAUAGUGGUUGCUUCAGGAAUCAACUGUUCAACCCCUUUACAAAAUGGGGUUUUUAGCGGUGGUGGCCAAUUGCAGGCAACCAGUUCUCCUCAGGGUGUGGUGCAAGCUGUUGUUCUGCCAACAGUUGGUUUGGUAUCUCCCAUAAGUAUCAACUUAAGUGACAUUCAGAAUGUACUUAAAGUGGCUGUAGAUGGUAACAUAAUACGACAGGUUUUGGAGAAUAAUCAAGCCAGUCUUGCAUCCAAAGAGCAAGAAGCCGUGAGUGCUUCAUCCAUCCAGCAGGGCGGCCAUUCUGUCAUUUCUGCCAUCAGUCUUCCUUUAGUUGAUCAGGAUGGCACAACCAAAAUCAUCAUCAACUACAGUCUUGAGCAGCCCGGCCAACUUCAGGUUGUUCCCCAGAAUCUAAAGAAAGAAAACCCAGCCCCUCCAAAGAGCUGCAAAAGUGAGAAGUCACCAGAAGAUCUUACUGUCAAGUCAGAGAAGGACAAAAGCUUUGAUGGGGCUGCGGAUGAGAGCACUUGCCUUUUGUGUGAGGACUGCCCAGGAGACCUCAAUGCACUUCCAGAACUAAAGCACUAUGACCCAGAGCACCCUGCUCAACCUCCACCCCCUGCCCCAGCCACCGAGAAGCCAGAGUCCUCUGCUUCAUCAGCCGGCAAUGGAGAUUUGUCUCCCAGUCAGCCACCUUUAAAGAACCUUCUGUCGCUCUUAAAAGCCUACUAUGCUCUGAAUGCACAGCCAAGCACAGAAGAGCUCACCAAGAUUGCCGAUUCUGUGAACCUGCCGCUGGAUGUAGUUAAAAAGUGGUUUGAAAAGAUGCAAGCUGGACAGAUUCCCGGGCAGUCUCUUGAACCACCUUCUCCAGGACCGGGGUCAGGAAACAUCCCUGCAAAAACUGAGGAGCAGCCUCAACCUGUGGAUGGAAAUGAGCCCCAGGAAGACAGCACACGUGGACAGAGUCCUCUCAAGAUGACAAGCUCUCCAGUUUUACCAGUAGGAUCAGCCAUUAACGGUUCCAGAAGUUGCACAUCAUCCCCAUCCCCUCUAAACCUUUCCUCAGCCAGGAACCCGCAGGGUUACUCUUGUGUGUCAGAGGGUACCCAGGAGGAGCCCCAAGUAGAACCUCUUGAUCUCUCACUACCAAAGCAACAGGGAGAGUUACUGGAAAGGUCGACAGUCAGUAGCGUUUACCAGAACAGUGUUUAUUCUGUCCAGGAAGAACCCUUGAACUUGUCUUGUGCAAAAAAGGAGCCACAAAAGGACAGUUGUGUUACAGACUCAGAACCAGUUGUAAAUGUAGUCCCACCAAGUGCCAACCCCAUAAACAUUGCUAUUCCUACAGUCACUGCCCAGUUACCCACAAUCGUGGCCAUCGCUGACCAGAACAGUGUUCCGUGCUUACGGGCACUCGCUGCCAACAAGCAGACUAUUCUGAUUCCCCAAGUGGCAUAUACAUACUCCGCUACAGUCAGCCCAGCCAUGCAGGAGCCACCAGUGAAGGUGAUCCAGCCAAAUGGAAACCAGGAUGAAAGACAAGACACUAGCUCAGAAGGAGUCUCCGUGGAGGACCAGAAUGACUCUGACUGCACGCCACCCAAAAAGAAAACUCGGAAGGCAGAGAAUGGGAUGUACGCAUGUGACCUGUGUGACAAGAUAUUUCAGAAGAGCAGCUCCCUGCUGAGACACAAAUAUGAGCAUACAGGUAAGAGGCCCCACGAGUGCGGAAUCUGUAGAAAGGCAUUUAAACACAAGCAUCAUUUGAUUGAGCACAUGCGACUGCACUCUGGGGAAAAGCCCUACCAAUGUGACAAGUGUGGCAAGCGCUUCUCACACUCGGGGUCUUACUCUCAACACAUGAAUCACCGCUACUCCUACUGCAAGAGAGGAGCUGAAGACAGAGAUGCCAUGGAGCAGGAAGACACUGGGCCGGAAGCCCUGCCGGAAGUCCUGCCCACUGAGCUUGUUGGUGCCCGGGCAUCUCCCUCACAGGCUGACUCGGACGAGAGAGAAAGUUUGACAAGGGAAGAGGAUGAAGACAGUGAAAAGGAGGAGGAGGAGGAGGAUAAAGAGAUGGAAGAAUUGCAGGAAGACAAGGAAUGUGAGAACCCACAGGAGGAGGAGGAGGAGGAAGAGGAGGAAGAAGAAGAGGAGGAGGAGGAAGAGGAAGAGGAGGCAGAGGAAGCUGAGCAUGAGGCGGCAGCAGCCAAGACUGGGGGUGCAGUGGAGGAGGAAGCGGCUCAGCAGGCAGGCAGCUUCCAGCAGAAGGCCAGCGGGAGCGAGAGCAAGCGACUGUCUGAAGAGAAGACAAAUGAAGCCUAGGAGCUCUUCCAAAAGGAAGUCCUGCUUGGUAAUGAAAUUUGCUCUAUAUUACCCACGCUUUUCAUGGAAACAUGGCUCCUGUGCUAUGGUUCCUGCUCACUACUGUGUAAUGUCAGAACUGAAAAACAAAAUACUAAAAAAAAAAAAAAAAAAAAAAAAAAAAAUCCGGGUGUGCCUGAACCUCAAACCUAGUAAUUUUUCAUGCAGUUUUCAAAGUUAGGAACAAGUUUGUAACAUGAAGCAGAUUAGAAAACAAAGGUUUCUCAGCAGGUUACAGGAAGCUCGAUGGGCAUCUGGCUUGGCUGGCAGUAUUAUCACUCUUACGUUGUUCAUUCUAAGCUGUACAAUGGGAGAAAUUUUAUAAUUUUUUAUUGGUAAACAUAUGCUAAAUCCACUUCAGUAUUUUAUUAUGUUUUUUUUAAAUGUGAGAACUUCUGCACUACAGAAUUCCCUUCACCGAGCAGUAGAAAGCAGUUCAGACCGUGCUGGCUACCUGCUGCCACCCCACCAGUCAGGAGGUAGGACCUCUGACCUUAGAUGCCAUGCUGCCAUCUAACGUGCAUCGCUAGCCUUAAGGAAGCAGAGAGAGGAGCGGGAGUUUCUUACUCGUGUGAUCUUAAAUGGAGUUCAAAGGUUGUCCUUGAGUUCUGACUGCAGGGACGGCCAGUGUUGAUGUGGCGAGGACGGCAGAGGCGGCAGAAUCAGUGUUCGUGAUUGUGUUUGCGUACGUGACAGCAACUAUGAAGGAUCUAUAGGAAGCGCUGUGUCCCUUUGGCCUUAAGCAAGACCUAUGUGCUGUAAGUGCCAUUGUCAGUGUUUCAAGGCUGUAACAGCCUUCACUCAGUGUGUGGCCUACAAUAACUAGCAUUUGUUGAUUUGUUUGUUGUGUCAAAAUUCCCAAAUAAAACUCAAACCACUGACUCUGUCAGAGAAGCUGAAGCACUGGGACAUUUCACACUUCUGUUCCUCAGUAUUCAUGUUACGUUGAUUGACUCAGAAAUCUCUACAGAAAUAAAAGGGAAAUUCUCCAACUACUUAGUCCAUGUACUUGCGUGUCAGACAUGGAUAAGCCAUUGGUUCUUGGCUCACAGCCAUUUCCAAAUGUUAGUUAUUACGGACCCAGGUGAUGAACAGCAGCUGAUUUUUACCUACCAGUAUUAUUUUAUUUCUUUUAGUUUGUAGAUCUGUGCAACAUUUUUGUACUGUACGUCUUCAAGCCUGGCAGUAUUAAUACCCUUCUUACUGACACGUACUUUUAGUUUUAGAAAACUUUUAUAUUUAUGUGUCUUAUUUUUAUAUUUCUUUAUUUAUUACACAGUGUAGUGUAUAAUACUGUAGUUUGUAUUAAUACAAUAAUAUAUUUUAGUAUGAAAUUUUGGAAAGUUGAUAAGAUUUAAAGUAGAGAUGCAAUUGGUUCUCGUGCAUUGAGAUUUGAUUUAACAGUGUUCUGUUAACAUUUAUACUCGCCUCGGACUGUAGAACAGAGUUUAAAUGGGAAUGUAUUAGUUUUACAACUACAAUCAAGUCAUUCUCCCUUUACCCAGUUUUUAAUAUGAAACUCUUACACUUUGAAACUCACUGUGUGUGACUCAUAGCAUGCUGCUCUUCUGUUAAGAGUUAGCCCAGCCAUAACUCAUUCCCUUAGCAAGCCAAAUUAGAAUUGCCUUCUGUAAACAGUGUUGGGAACAAUGUUUAACAUGGUGUGCCAAUUUGUUCCUGUAUCCAUGUAUGUAAGCUACCAAUCCGACUCUUCCUUUUAAGUUCCUUGUUACACCAUGGUCAUUUUCUAGUUUUUUACCAGACUCCCAGCUCACAAUAAACGCAUCAACAAGCCUGA